Messenger RNA from Nicrophorus vespilloides, 6436 nucleotides. Its product is annotated as centrosome-associated protein 350-like. Bases 110 to 6373 code for a protein of 2087 amino acids. The record is from RefSeq and is a predicted model, not a curated record. NCBI's taxonomy places the organism in Eukaryota, Metazoa, Arthropoda, Insecta, Coleoptera, Silphidae. The transcript is spliced from 10 exons. Gene Ontology annotation, molecular function: microtubule binding. Gene Ontology annotation, cellular component: centrosome. Gene Ontology annotation, biological process: microtubule anchoring.
UAUAAAAUAUCUAUCAGCUGUUUGUUAAGUUUUGUUGUGUUGUGUUGAAAUUAUAAAGACUGUAUGCUUUUAUAUUAUGUUGUAUUGCUCAAGUGUUCUAGUCUAAGCAAUGCCACCAAAGAAGUCUUCAAGUAGUGAUUUGUUCAGUAAGAAGAAUUCUGAGUCAAAGAAGGAAAUUGAAAGACUCAAAAAUGAGUUAUGUGGGAUGUUGCAGAGAGGUCUGGCUGGUACAAGCAGUUCAGGUGGUAAGGUACAAAAGGAAAAUGCUCCACUCAAUGGAUACACAAUGCUCAAACAAGAAAUUUCUGAGGAUGCCAAGAGUCGUAACAUUCUCAAAACUGAAAACAGGAACACUAAAAAUAUUGCAGAGAAACCUAGUAGGUCAGUGUCAGAAAAGGUUGAUGUUAAAGCAAAGGGCACAGAGACUGAUGCACUUCUCAAUUCUACACCUGUAUUAAAAUUAAGCAAAAUGUCUGAUAAGCAGAAGAAAGUAGAAGUUAAAAAAGAUUGCCAUAAGUUAAAUAAGUUUAGGUCUAAACAAAUUGUUGAUAAAGAGAAGGAUACUAGGGUUAUAAUGGCAGAAAGAAAACAAAAGCUGCUUGAUUUACAAAAAAAAUCAUUACAAAUAGUUACUGAACAUAACAGAGCACGAUCCAGAUCCAGGGAAAAGAAACCUGUUCAAUUUGAAAAGUCUCCAGAUCCCCCUAUUGCAAAACCUAAGCUUCCAAUAAGUUAUUUAGGUCACACUAGAAGGCCUAAUCGUGUUAAAUCAAAAGCAGUAGUGAACUUGGAUUUAGAAAAAGUAGAUAAUACCAGAGAGGAAACUACAAAAAUUCAAAAAAAUCAUAGCAAUGAACUUGAGAAUAUUAAAAAACUUGAAGAGGAAGAUUUAAACAAAGCUGCUACUAAAAUUCAAGCUUAUUAUAGAGGUAGCAGACAAAGAGAUUUGUUUAAGAUUGAAUUAAGGAGAAAAAAUCUGGAGAAAGAUAAAGAACAAUUAUUUGAAAUAUUGGAAGAAAGUCCUGAAAUUGAAAAAGAUUUUCAAUAUAAAGCACAAAAAUUGAAAGUACCAGAUUGGUUAGAGGUAGGUCCACAAACUCAACCUUAUAAUUUUAUUUCAACUCUUAAGAGAAAGCUCAAUAUGCCUGUUAAAGGUUCAAGCAGAUAUGAUAAUAUUAAAUCUGUAAAAGAAGUGAAGGAGAUGAUCGAAAAAACAUUGAAAAAUGAUUGCGAUACUCCUGAAAAAGCAAACAGAUUUAAACUUGUAAACGAAAUAUCUAAUGGUAGAACUCCUGUUGGAGUAACUAGUAGACGAACGAAGAUGGUAGAUCACAGAAAUGAUGAAUCGGUUUUUAAGAAGCCCGAUCUUCCGAAACGGGUAAAAGUUGCCAAGAAGGAAGAACCGCCUGCAGAUUUUUCCCUUAAGAUUGAUAUCAACAAAUUGAAAUCUCUAAAACUGCAUACACGUAAUCAUCAAGUAUCGCAGGAUGAUAGUAUAAACGAUUAUGAAUCUCAAGUUGCGAGGAGAUUAAGCACAAUCUGUUCGAAUGUAUCAACUUAUUCUAGUAAGACUUCAAGCACACAGAGUAGUAACAGCAGUCGUAGUACAAUCACUGAAGUUGAUUCUCAACAUGGAAAAAAGCUCAGUACUAGUUCUAAUAUGAGCACUUUGAAAGAAGGAGGACGUGAGAGCGAUCGCACUCAUCGUACAGAGGAAUUGAAAAGUUUUAGGGACUAUAUGGUAGGAUUUAAUAGUAGUGUAAGGACCAGACGCGUUCAUACACCCUAUAGUAAGAUAUCGAAAGCACUAGCACUUGAAGCACCAAACGUCUCUUUGCGCACAAUCUCCGAUAAAGAUAAUUCUGAAAGUGAAAAUUUGGACAACUUAAAGCGGCCUGUAGAGAAGAUCGUCGAUAAAACUGCAAAUACUAAGGAAAUGCAUGUAACUUUUGAAGCUGAAUUACAUUUGCUGAAUGAUUUUAAUCAAUCUUUAAAACAAUUUAUGGAAGUGAAUAAGUCUCUUACGGAUUUACAGAAUAAAAGUAAAACUACACCGCCGAAAGAUAAACAUUCAAAGAGUUUCGAAAACAAAUUAAACGACACUUCGAUGAUGAUCAAUCAAUUCAUGGAAGUAUCCGAUUUUCCAGAAACUACAAUAAACGAGACAACGAUUAAUGAAACAAAUAUAGAAUACAUGGAUAUGAGUGCAGGAUACCCAGAAAAUUUACAAGCUGGCAUCUCUAUAGGAAUGUUGGAUCGAUUGAUAAGCGAUGAGGACGAGCGGAUAAAGAAUUUGAAAACUAUCCUUAAGAUUCGCGAGAAGUCUCUUCUUGAUAGAACGAAAGGCCAAUUGGCUUGGCUCGAAAUACAGAAAAAGCAUUUGUUGGAAACCGGCAAGGCAGAAGAAGCGUCAGCCGUGAAGAAGAAACAACGCGGAUUGGUGAUUAAACUGCAACACGAAAAUCACGAAAUGCAAAAAUUGAAGCAAAUGCAAAAGGCUGCAUCGAAGGAGAGAAAGACUAUUUUGAAGGAACAACGAAAUAUGAUAAAGGCACAGCUCUCGAACUUUGGAAGUGUUACAAAACUGAAGAGGACUCCUACUGCAGACCGGAAACGUUCUGGACCUCUGAAAGUGUUGAGUUAUCAUCGCAAGGAGAUGAUGAGUUCAGUCACUGAUGAUCUCUUAUAUACUUCUUGUUCAGAAUCGAUCAUUAGUAGAUACACUGUAGAAGGAACUGAUAAUGGAACUGUUGAAUCAGAUAAAUCAAUUGUGAAGAAUGCGGCCGCUCAUAAUAUGACCGAAAAUGCAAAAAGAUGCCUUUCGAUACGAGAAGCUGCUCUCCAAAAACGUAGAAAAGCCGCGGAGGAGUUGCUGCAAUGGCACGAGAAGCUCCUCGAGGAGGAGAAAAAGAUUACGGAACUGGAGAUGGCAGCUAGCAACAUAAUCAAUCAGGUACCGUCGGUGACAAUAGAGAACUCAAACAACCAGAGCAGAUACAGCUUCAAGGGUUCUCAGCUGAAUGUUCUUUGGGAGAACAUGACCGGUUUCAAAGAUAACAAGAAGUUCUCGGAUUCGGAGACCUAUAACCUCUCACAAGUAGCCCUAGAGCGUUUCUGCAAGGACGCUAAGCGCAUCUCCAAGUCCAAGGAAGUCAAGGCACUGGAACCAGAGCAAAAUCUGGAAGAAGGGAUAAAACAAUCCGAGUCGACGCUGAAUGAAAUCGUCGCGAAUAUUAACAAUAUCACCGAUGAGAUUUCCGAACUGUACAAGUUAUCUUCAAUACCGAAUCAAUUCCAACCGUCCGAAUCUGCUUCAAACGUACCUGAACCUAGUAUUAGAUCUCCCGUUUGCACAGACACCCAGGAACCCAAUGAAAAUACCUCAGAAAUUGGCAGCGAGAGUAGCCUCAAAACAGACGAAACAAUCAACCAAAAUAUUACCGAAAGUAUUAUAGCGCCCAGCUAUCAUAAAACUGCUCAACAUAGCAUUUUAACGGAGGAGGAAAUGCAUGAUGACUUGUUUAUGAACACCGAAAAUACCUUAUCCAUCUACGAGCAUAUGAGUGCAGAAAAGAUGUUGCCUGUUGAAAUUGAAACUGAAAAUGCGGCAAGUCAAAGCGAUUCUCAAAUCAUUAAAUCAACUAAAUCGAUACAAAAUCUCUUUCCUCCUCUUAAAAGUGAUGUAAUAUUGAACAUCAAUAACAUCGACAUUUGCAAUAAAAGUAUGGAACAGAUAUCAAAAUCUAUAUCAAUAGAUUUGAAAGAACCCGUUCACAUGACACCGUGGGAAAAAAUACAAUCAUCAAAUAUCACAAAAAAUAUUACUCAAACUGAUAAAGCAGAAAAUGAUAAUAUCCAAUUAACAGAUCAUUCAAAGGACACUGAGAACAAUAUAAUAAAAGACCCGGAAACCAUAACAACGGAAAUGGAGAACAACAUAUCUUUAAAAUCAACCAUAGAUGAUGAGAAGAUCAAAACUAUUUCGCCAGAAAAUUCUCAAUUGAAACAAUCGCUGUCCUUUUCAAUAGAACGGGAUGGAGCUGAACGAGACACGCUUGCAUCUACUGAAAACGCAUCAAUAAGCAAGUUUAACUAUUCCAUAGAUUUCAUUUCUGAAAAACAUAUUUCUGAGCAUCAAGAAGAUUCAUCAAUUUCUUCUGAAAAUAAGGAUUCAAGAUUAUUAUUAUCGAAAGAAAUAAGUCAAAGUUCAGAAAUAUCAAAAGUUCCUGCAAGUGAUAUUAUAGAUGAUCAUUUUGAAAAUGACAGCUCAAUGUCGAAGACGUCCAGUAUUAAAGAAAUUAGAAGUUUUUCCGAAAUAAUUAGUGUAGAGGAUGCCAAUGAUCAGUCAGAACAUAUUAAAGAAUCGGAUAUCUUGUCAGAAUAUAAAAUUCCAUCAUCAGUUGUUAUUUCAUCAGAAAAAAAAGAUUUAAUGAAUAUUUUAGUAGUUCAGGAAGUAAAAUCUACACAAAAUACAGAUAUAAUGUCUGAUUUAGAAGGAAAUAUUUCUAGCUACCGCGGUUUUUUCAAAGAAUUAGGAAGCAAUAAAGAAUCUGCAAAUUCAUUUACAUUAACAAAAGAAGAUGCUGCUCACGACUUAUUAAAAUCCAAUACAGAAACAAACACAAAAUCAUCUAAGAUUUCUACGGAAAUCGAUCGUUCUAAUUGUCAUGACUUAAUGUCGAGAUUUAUUGAUGGACUACAAAUAAAACAUAAUUCAAUUAAAAAUAUAAGUAAUAUUGAUGUAUAUUCAGAAUCAAUAAAUAAAAGUGAUUCUAUUGAAUCCGUUGAAGAUAUUACCGAUUUAAGUAACUCUAAACAGGAAAAGGAUGUCGAUAUUAGUAUUUUGGAAAUAAGUGAUAACGAAAUAGAAUCAAGCGAGUGUAAAAGUCAGCAGAAAUCUAUAAGUGUGGAUAUUUUGGCUACCUCAGCUGAUGUAACAAGUUUGCAGGAUGAAAUGAAAAAUGAAGUUAGUAUUCUCGAUGAAUUAAUACAUUCAGAAGAAAAUCAGCUGGCCAGUGAUCAUAUUUUAAACAAUGAAAGUUCUGAACUCUUGUGUUCAUCACCACGUACAAAUUCUAUCAAUGAAAGUUAUGACAUUUCUGAAGUAGAAGAGAUUAUUGAAAUAAAACGAGAACAAGAAAUUCAAUCAAGUGAGAUAAUAGCAAACGAUUCAAAUAUCUUAGAUGAGAUUGAUAUAUCUGAAAAACAACAAGAUAUAACUAAAUCGGAAGUAAUUAAAUCACUUAGUUUGAACUUGUCAUUAAUAAGUGAUAAAGAUCUUGUGUCGAAUAAAUCUUCAUCUAGAAGACAGCUGAAAUUUAAUGAACAUGAAAAGAUUUCAUGUGAAGAAUCUCAAGUUUCAACAGAAGAAAGUCUAAAUCAAAAUAAAUCGAAGUCGGAAAUGCAGGUGCAUGAAAUUGAUUCUUCUGUUAGUGAAGAAAAUAUUUCAUUAAAAUCUAACAACCAAGGAAGUUUGCGCUCUGAGAAUAUAAAUGAGCAACAAUCUGAAGUGAAGAAAAGGGUUAAGGAGAUUUUAUGUGAUGCCAAUCUAAAAAGUCCUGUUGUUGAAAAGAAUAAAAGAGUGCAGGAUAUUUAUGUUACUACAGUAAUUUCUCCAGAAAAUUCUCCAGAGUUGGGUUCUCCAAUUGAUGGUAAAGAAGUGAAAGAUGUUUAUGGCAUAGAAGCAGAAGAAUUACAUAGGAAACAAUUAGCAAUUGAACAAGAAAUUAAACACCUCAAACGACAACAGAAACAAGCGAAGGAGGUGUAUUUUUAUCUACGGGAGAUACCGAACAAACCACCUCCACCGUACAAACCACCCGUAUUAACACCUCAAACAAUCAUUCCGAACAAUUAUCAUGAAUUAGAGUCCCUCGUGGAGACAUUUUCAAAGAUUUUAUUUGAAUCCAAUAGAAAGAAAACUCUGAAAACGAUUUGUUGUCCAGUAAAUUUGAUAGGACCAAAUAAGGAGAGUGCUGUAUUUGUUUUCGAUCUCUGCAAGGAGAUUGCAUUAAAUCAUUAUCAGCUCUUUUAUGAAGAUGCUAUGGUAUCGUGGAUGAAAUCGGAAAAGACGAAUUUCAGACGACCGCUUGAUCGGAAUGGUCUCAAAGCUUUAUUCGAAAAGAAGUUGAAAGAAAUAUUUGGAUUUAGCGAGCAGAACAAAGUUAUUAAAUGGAGCUCGAAAAAGGGCGAUAAUGUAGAUAGACUGUUAAUUGUAGAAUCGGCUGCUGAAGAGACUGAGUGGAUUAAUUAUGAGAAGGAUGAGCUUAUUGUUAAGGAUGAGGUCACAAAAGAUAUUAUGAGUAUGCUGUUGGAGGAUGCUGCCCAUGAGUUUAAAGAAAUAUAUGCCAAGAAGGCAUUGAAGAAGUUGUGAUCUUGAUAUUAAUAUUUUGCGUGUUAGAUUUUAAACAGAUAACUUUGUAAAGUGAAUAUAAAA